AUGAUGCUGGAAACCAAGCGUUAUGAAAUCAAGGGAAAAUAUGUUCUUUUUUGCGAGACUAGACAUUGUAUACAUAGCGAUACAGUGAAGAAAAAGCAAGGAAGUCGAGAAGUUAAACGCCAAAAUUUGCUUCGAUUACGAAAUACCAGUUGCAAAGCAACAAUUCAUCUUCGGUUAGAGAGUUGGCGCGUUGAACUUAAUCAUCUCCUAGAGGUUAAUAUAAAGUUUACGCACAAUCAUGUAAUUAAUUCGGCAGAAUCGUUAAGCUUUCGUCGUGUCAAUGAAAAAUUCUGCGAGAAGUUCUUGCAACUUUUCAAAGAUGGAUAUUCGCCUGCAUCGGCGAUAAAUGUCCAUGAAGAUGAGUUGUACCUUAGUUCUAUGGAUGAACAGGAUCUAUUAGUUCUACUUGCAGAUCGGGCAAAUAAUCCUGACUACGAUUAUAUUGCCAAGUUAUUUCAAAAAUAUCGAGAAACUUCACUUGGUGAUUGUAAUGGUAGUUUAAUAUUUAGAUGUCUCGUAGAUAUUGUAAACGAAUAUAACAGCUCAGGUCGUGGAAAAGCAAUCCUUCAAGAAUACGAUUCACGUACGGAAAAGGCACUUAUUCUAUGUGUGGUAACUGGAUUAAUGAGUCGCGUGCACGAAAAAAUCCCACAAUCUGGUGAAAUAUGUUAUGUAGAUGUUUCAGCAUCAUUCGAACCUUUAAAUACGUCGAUUACACUUCUUUGUACCAGUUGUGCGGUCGGAGCACUCCCUCUUGGAUUGUUCAUAAUCUCAGAUGAGCUUGAAAUCACACUAGAAAAGGCACUUAACCUACUAAAAUCGAUUCUUCCACACAGGUCGAACAGAUGUCAUUGUCACAAAAUUUGCCUGGAAUUUUUCUGGCAAAUUGAGAAUUAUCCCGGUAAAUUGAGAAUUCCUAAUUCAAAUGUUGAGAAAUUUUUCAGUAAAUUAUCAUUAAAUUGUGGGAAAUUUUAG
Rhizophagus irregularis DAOM 181602=DAOM 197198 is the source of this 975-nucleotide messenger RNA. RefSeq lists its product as uncharacterized. The record is from RefSeq and is a predicted model, not a curated record. Lineage: Eukaryota; Fungi; Glomeromycota; Glomeromycetes; Glomerales; Glomeraceae.